Molecule: messenger RNA, 1835 nt
Organism: Bemisia tabaci
Lineage: Eukaryota; Metazoa; Arthropoda; Insecta; Hemiptera; Aleyrodidae
Gene: eEF1alpha2
Product: eukaryotic translation elongation factor 1 alpha 2
Biological process (GO): translational elongation
Molecular function (GO): GTPase activity; translation elongation factor activity; GTP binding
Source: RefSeq, a predicted model, not a curated record
AUUUUAUCCGUUUCCAUCCCGGUGAAUUUUUAAGUGAUUCUCUUAUAUUUGUGUCCAUAUUAUUCCUGAAGCUUCUGUUUUAUCCACGAAUCUUAUACUUUCGGUUUGUUCGAUUUACUUUUGCGAAUUCUUAGUGCCUGACUCAGGUGAUUUCUUGUUGUUUUUGUUGAGAAGCGUCACGCCAAUUCGUCAAGAUGGGAAAGGAGAAGGUCCAUAUUAACAUUGUCGUCAUCGGUCACGUAGAUUCUGGUAAAUCUACCACAACUGGACAUCUUAUCUACAAAUGUGGUGGUAUCGACAAGCGUACCAUCGAAAAAUUCGAGAAGGAAGCCCAGGAAAUGGGUAAAGGUUCCUUCAAGUACGCCUGGGUAUUGGACAAACUGAAGGCUGAACGUGAGCGUGGUAUCACCAUCGAUAUUGCUUUGUGGAAAUUCGAGACUGACAAGUACUAUGUCACCAUCAUUGAUGCCCCAGGUCACAGAGAUUUCAUCAAGAACAUGAUCACAGGAACCUCACAGGCUGAUUGUGCUGUCUUGAUCGUAGCUGCUGGUACUGGUGAGUUUGAAGCUGGUAUCUCCAAGAACGGUCAGACCCGUGAACACGCUCUCUUGGCCUUCACCCUUGGUGUGAAACAACUCAUUGUUGGUGUUAACAAGAUGGACUCCACCGAACCACCCUACAGCGAGGCUCGAUUUGAUGAAAUCAAGAAGGAAGUCAGCAGUUACAUCAAGAAGAUCGGAUACAAUCCAGCUAGCGUAGCCUUCGUGCCAAUUUCCGGAUGGCACGGAGAUAACAUGUUGGAGCCAUCCAGCAAGAUGCCAUGGUUCAAGGGAUGGCAAAUCGAACGUAAGGACGGUAAUGCUGAAGGUAAAUGCCUGAUUGAAGCUUUAGAUGCCAUCCAGCCACCCAGCAGACCCACAGACAAGCCCCUCCGAUUGCCACUCCAGGAUGUCUACAAAAUUGGAGGUAUCGGAACGGUGCCCGUUGGUCGUGUUGAAACUGGAGUGAUCAAACCAGGUAUGGUUGUCACUUUUGCCCCUGUCAACUUAACCACUGAAGUUAAGUCCGUUGAAAUGCACCACGAAGCUCUGCCUGAGGCCGUGCCCGGAGACAACGUUGGUUUCAACGUAAAGAACGUUUCAGUCAAAGAACUUAGGAGAGGAUACGUAGCUGGUGAUUCCAAGAACAACCCACCCAGAGCUACCGCCGAUUUCAUUGCUCAGGUUAUUGUAUUGAACCAUCCUGGUCAAAUCUCCAAUGGUUACACUCCCGUCUUAGAUUGUCACACAGCUCACAUUGCUUGCAAGUUCGCUGAAAUCAAAGAAAAGUGUGACCGUCGUACCGGUAAAACUACUGAAACCGAACCCAAGAGCAUAAAGUCUGGAGAUGCAGCCAUCAUCAACCUCGUGCCCACCAAGCCACUGUGUGUUGAAUCUUUCUCAGAAUACCCUCCUCUUGGACGUUUCGCCGUCCGUGAUAUGAGGCAAACUGUCGCUGUUGGUGUCAUCAAGAGCGUACAAGCCAAGGAUCUUUCCGCUGGUAAAGUAACAAAGGCUGCAGAAAAGGCGCAGAAGAAGAAAUAACUAGGUGUAUCCGUCACAUCAGAUACGCUUAUGAAUACUGUAGGGUCUAUUGAAGAAACGCACGUCUUUGUCUUCUCCAUGUCUUUGAUAUUACCUUAUUUCCAUCGUAAAGAGUUCCGCAGGAAAAAACUAAACUUUAAGUGUCGAUCAACUGUGGCGUUAUCAUAUUUUGAUUUUGUUUCUUCAUGACUCAAUUCUUGAUUCAACUGAUUGUUUCUUUUUUUUUAAAUAUAUAUGUAUAAUUUUUAUUUA